Penicillium digitatum Pd1 is the source of this 588-nucleotide messenger RNA. Its product is annotated as kinase-like domain-containing protein. The record is from RefSeq and is a predicted model, not a curated record. Lineage: Eukaryota; Fungi; Ascomycota; Eurotiomycetes; Eurotiales; Aspergillaceae.
AUGUUUCAGGCCCGGUCCUGUGGCACACUGACUUACAUUUGGGAAACAUUUUUGUUUCCCCAGAUCUGCCCGGCACUAUUGAAGGGAUCAUCGAUUGGCAAUCGUCUCAGAUCUACCCUUUGUUCAUACAAGGCUCGAUUCCCAGAGUUCAUCAUGCCACCUAAAGACUAUCAUGUGGGACCUCGCUUCCCGGGGUUGCCAGAUGGUGACGAGGACCUGAGUCCCGAGCAACAGAAACAGGCCACCAACGACAACGAGCUGGCAUCGAGGUCCAAAUACUACGAGAUGUCCAGUCUUGCAUCUAAUAAGAGCGUCUAUGAGGCCUUGAAGCUGGACCGCAGAUUGUGGGAGCCUUUCACAUGUUGCCAGCUAUUCUUCCACGGUAGCUUGGCGUUUAUUCCAGGACUGGGCCUCACUGGGCCUCCCGGGGUAACUGCCCCUCUUAUGAUGACAGAGAAUGAAUGUCAAAAACAGUAUGAACAAAAAGUGCAAUACGAAUACAGGCUUUAUCUGUGGGAUCUCGUGAAGAGCCAGCUUUGCAUCGACAGGGCCGGCUGCGUUCCAAAUAACAGAUGGGAGGCAACCUAA